CUCCGGCCAAUCCCCAUCCAGUGCGAUCAAUUAACCAAUCAAAACAUGCCGCGUCACUGAAGUAUUCAACAGGAAACGACGUCGUUAGCCCACCUGCAUAGGGCCAGCUAGAGUUGAACACAAACCUUCACCCAGAAAGGGUUUCAGAGUGAGACGACACUCCAUGGAUUCACAAAGCCAAAACACUUCCCUGCAACGACUCCAAAAUGUUGAAAAGACAAUUGUUAGGGUUUUGGAACUGGCUGGAGGAGUGACCGACGAACUUUCAAACCCUAGCGGUCCCAGGAAGGAUUUGGUCAACAAACACUGCGCCGAGUUCAUGCAAUCAAUCAAGGACAUCCAAGUGACACUGCGUGAAGAAAUCAAAAGUGCAUGUGAAUACCGGCCUUUUGAGAAGUGUGAUUACAUUGCAAGAAUCUCGAAUGAGAUCUGUUGUGAGAAACUGGAAUAUGUUAUUUCAGAGUUGGAUGGGAUGAAGAAAACCAUUGAUGAACAUCACAGUGCUUCUUGAAGCCACAUUUCAUUGCAACCAUGAGUCGACUUGCUCAAGAUUGUUGCCUCCCCUAGCUGAUUACAGAUGUUGAAUCUUCUCUUCUCUUUUUGGACAUGAUAUGGGGUUUUCUUGUCUACAAAAUUUGAUCAUUCCAUAAUUUUCAAUACUCUCACCAUGUCCGUUUUUGCAGAUUUGGUUAAGGAACAAGGGAAAAACUGGAAUGUGGUUCAUUGUCUCCAAAAUCUUGAAAUUUGCCUGUGAAUUCCAUUGUUGCUUUUUCUGUGGUAGAUAUGAGGAUGAACAUUAGGUCGCUCAUGAUGUUCAUAGUUUGAAACCAGACUUACCAGUUAUAGGAUGGAUCUGGUAUUCUAAGCAAUUCUUUGCCUAUCAAAGAAACCAAAUGCUUUAUAGUCCUGCACUUCUACUAAACAUUUCAGCGAAUGGAGAUGAUAUAUUGUCGAAUUUUACAGAUGCUUGCUUUUGUAGCU
Messenger RNA from Rhododendron vialii, 981 nucleotides. RefSeq names its product mediator of RNA polymerase II transcription subunit 11. Gene Ontology annotation, biological process: regulation of transcription by RNA polymerase II. Gene Ontology annotation, cellular component: mediator complex. Lineage: Eukaryota; Viridiplantae; Streptophyta; Magnoliopsida; Ericales; Ericaceae. The record is from RefSeq and is a predicted model, not a curated record. The transcript is spliced from 3 exons. Gene Ontology annotation, molecular function: transcription coregulator activity. Bases 164 to 511 code for a protein of 115 amino acids.